Molecule: messenger RNA, 4865 nt
Organism: Leguminivora glycinivorella
Lineage: Eukaryota; Metazoa; Arthropoda; Insecta; Lepidoptera; Tortricidae
Exons: 3
Coding region: 23-4387 (1454 amino acids)
Cellular component (GO): chitin-based extracellular matrix
Molecular function (GO): structural constituent of chitin-based larval cuticle
Source: RefSeq, a predicted model, not a curated record
UCCUGUCGCAGACACAUCCGAGAUGAAGAUCUUUCUGAUUAUCUGCCUGGCCUCCGGUCUGGCUUCUUCAGAGAAGCUGAACAGGAGUUACCUUCCACCACCAAGGUCCAAAUACUCAGGGGGUACUCCAGGAGACAUCGAUGUACCUCUCGAGUUUCCCAAGCAAACACCUACAGGAAUACCGCAAACUGGAAAACCUGAAAUAGAACUUGGCAUCGAUGGACGACCAGCCCCAAAGGGGCCACUAGAUAGUCAGAAACCUGGAUUUACCUACGUCCAAAAUUCUUAUCCUGUCCCUAAGACUACUACGUCUUAUGCUAUAACUCAGACCACUACUUUCCCCGCUGGCUACGAAGGCUUAGAUCAGCCUAAUACUUUCGUAAAUGGCUCAUAUAUUCAACCAGGUGUAUCAGGACAGCCAAUUAGGGGACCAGGACGAGGACAACAACAAUAUCGGCCGGGACAGAGUCAGUCUACUGUAGCUCCUUACGGAACUACGGCACGACCACCGUUCCCAAAUAAUUUCAAUGGCCUGGAAUAUUUGCCACCAGUGAGCAAUAAGCAAUUUCCUGGCCAAGUGAGUUCCAACCAAGAUGGCUCUGGUUAUCUAUCUGAUCUGCCUUUUGGAACUAAAUAUCAAAACGGACAAGUCCCAGUGAAUCUGCCAGACUUCAAUCAACAGAACCAAUUUGUAGGCAACCAGAAUAUACCUUCGACUGUAGCACCUAAAUAUCAAAAUGAAAGAUUUGGACCUGGAUCUCAUCAAGGCCAGGAACAUUUUGUAAGAAGCCAGAUUCCUUCAUCUACAGCGGCCCCUCAAUAUCAAAUUGGUGAGAGAUUCACUACUCCUCAGCAGAACCAAUUUUUAGGAAAUCAAAACUAUCCAUCAUCAACUGCUGCUCCUCAGUACCAAGGUGGUCAAAGGUUGACAACCCCUGGAGCAAACCAGCAAAACAAAUUUACAAGAUAUCAGGAGUUUCCAUCAUCAACUACGGCACCAAAAUUCCAAACUGGGCAAGGAAUAAUAACUCCUGGACUAAACCAGCAAGUAUUUGGAUCCCGAAUUCCUGUCCAGAGUCAAUACAUUGGAAGUCAGUCUACUGCAGCACCUACGCCUGGAUCGAUUCAACAGAACCAAUAUCCAGGAAGUGAAAACUACCCUUCAACUGCAGCCCCGAACUAUCAAGACGGACAACAUUUUACGACUCCCGGUCAAAUUCAAGGAGGACUAAUACCUGGCCAGCAACCUUUUGGCUCUCGUGUGCAUGAUAACCAAAGUAUACCUUCGUCUACCGUUGCUCCUCAACUCCAAGACGGCCAACGUUUUAUUACACCAGGAUACUCCACCCCCGGAUAUGUCCAAGAAGGCUAUGGAUCUUCGGUGCCUUCGGAGGAAAAUCAGUAUAAGUAUCCAGAAAGUCAAAAUAUACCAUCAUCCACAAUACCACAAUAUCAAUCUGGCCAGCAAUUUACUGGUGGUCAGAAUUUCCCAUCAACUGCUGCUCCAGACUACCAAAAUGGACAACGAUUCACAACCCCUGACCAAUAUCAAGGACAAUUAGUUUCUCAACAACAGUCUGGAUCUCCUAACCAAGGUCAACCUAUGGGCAAUCAGAACUACCCAUUAUCAACCGUUGCCCCUCAGUACCAAGACAGUCAACGUUUUUCGACUCCUGGUUCUCAACAAAUAUUUGGAUCUCCUCAACAGAAUCAAUAUGGAAAUCAGAACUUCUCGACUUCAACCGCUUCUCCUCAAUACCAAGACCAACGUUUCUCUACCCCUGGUCUAUCCAACCAGCCUUCUUAUCCUGGGUCCACCGCUGCCCCGCAAUAUCAGCAAACAUUAGCGCCUUCUCCAGGAACCAAUCAGCAAGGGAUACCGAGCCGGCCGGUCUACAAUCAACAGUUCCCAUCUUCGACAUCAGCACCUCAACGUUUUAUUCCCGGCUCUCAACCCCAGUUCGGUACUAACAUUCCUACGCCUGGAACAGAGGUAGCUUUUCCACAACAAGGAUUACCUGGCAGUGGUACUUAUGGUAGUACCCAACAGCCUCCAACCGAAUCAGGUUCCAUCUAUGGAACUGCUCCAAGCUUCUCCAAUCAAAGAUUUCCGAGUACAACUGUUGGAACUUACCCAGCCGACAAUUUUGCUUCUACACCUGGUUUUGGACCUAUUAUUGGACAGAGACCUGAACGCCCUCAGGCCGAGAGUGAUAGAAACGCGGAGAUUUUAUCUUAUGAAAAUGUACUUACUCCCGAAGGUUACUUCUACAGUUAUGAUACAUCCAAUGGUAUUCAUGCUGAUGAGAUUGGUGAAGUAGGUAAUGGCACUAGAGCGCAAGGAGGCUUCAGCUACACUGGCGAUGACGGAAAAGUGUAUACCGUCGUUUAUACGGCUGAUGAGAAUGGUUUCCGACCUCGUGGUGAUCAUUUGCCGACCCCGCCACCAAUUCCAGAAGCAAUCCAACGAGUUAUCGAUCAAGCAAACUUGGAUAAGGAAGCCGGAAUCGAUGAUGAUGGUUCUUACAAUGAAGAAAAAUACGGAUACAUGAAAUAUGAAGGUCCAUUAAAACAGUUUAAGGCAAAGAACAGGACUGUAUCUUUAAUUAAUGGAGCAGAUAUUCCGGAAAGUAUUGAAGAUGGUAGUGAUGGACAGAACAGAAAGGUAUUUAGACCCAAAGGUAGUCGGCCAAGUUCAAUCGCAGGAAGUACAGAAAACUUAGACAAAACCGAUAUAAAUGAAUCCGAUUUAGAAUAUGUUGACAUGGACAAUCAAAAUAAUAAGGAAGGUAAUAGGCAUCCCAGUGCUAAAAGACCGAAACCUAUUAAAAAUCUGACCGUCGAAGAAAAUAGGUCAAACAGAUUAAAAGGAAAACAUACAACAAUGAAACUCGACGUUCACUCGAAUAAAGAUAAUUCCGGUCAUCCGAUAUCAAGUGGUGAAUAUGAAGAUAAAGCAUCAGAUGAAGAGUUUGGUGAAACUGGGGACAACGAUGAUCUACAAGAUUCUGAUGAGUUCGACUUUGAUUCAGAUUUGGUAAACUACAGAGAUGACCCUAAUAACAGAACUGAUUUCCACGGCCUGAACAAGUAUCUCCCGGAAUCCAAGAAAAUUAACAGGAAAAAUCAAUCUGGUAAAAAACGACCAACUGUGCGAGUUGAUGGUAUCAAGAAACCUGCUGUGACUGAGACAGAUGAAGAUAUUUAUAACAAAGAUAACCAGGAUAAUAAUCCUGACUUUGAAGAUAAAUCACACACUCGCAUCCCAUCCAGGAAAAACAAAUUUGAACAGAAAGUGAAAAAUCAGUCCAAAAUUACCGGUCAAACGGUACCGCUUGAUAGUGACGAUGAAAUCAAUACGUACGAUGACGACGAAAUUAGCGAAAAUGAAAAAUAUGAUUCUGAUGGUGUCCCUAAGUCAGUCAGCCAGAACAGUAAAAUUAAACCGGCAACUUCUGAGUCAGAACAUAAAAUUUCCGGUAAGCCUAAGCGACCGACUGCAAACCAAGAGGCAGGAAUUUCUAACAAUAAAGAGAACGCCUCACCAUCAAACGAAGACACUGGUUACGAAUAUACUCCACCGCAACGCAAGUUCGGCUCAGAAGAGGCCACCAAGUUUCCAUCAAGAACUAACCAAAAGGGAGUACAGACAACUGUGCGACCUUUCUUAACUAAAAACGUUUAUGGUGAUGACGAACCUACUGAUGACUAUAUCGACCAAUACGGUAACGUUCAACAUGGUAAAUCAAGACGCCCAAUGGUUCCUCAGAAAUACCCUGGUUAUAACCAGGACAGUGACAGGUAUGGCCAGAAAAACCUCGAAGAGAAUCAGGUUAUAGGGUUCUCUACAACUAAGAGACCCAUAUCAUUCGAAACUCGACGACCUUUUGGAAGGCCACAAACCACAGUGACUCCGCAAUAUCAGCAAGGCGUAACUGGGCAGGAAGGUGAGAGUUACAACCCUGAAUUAAAUCAAAAUCAAGUAUUCUCGACAACCAGGAGACCUGUAUACGGAACUUCUCAGCGACCUUUUGGAAGACCACAGUCCACUGUAGCGUCUCAAUAUGAAGACCAAGGAGCAACUGGUCAGGAAGGAGACAGUUAUAGCCCUGAAAUAAAUCCAAAUCAAGGAUUCUCCACAACGAGGAGACCUGUCUCAUAUGGCACUUCUCAGCAACCUUUUGGAAGACCACAGUCUACUGUACCACCUCAAUACCAAGAUCAGGAAGUAACUAGUCAGGUGUACAAUGAACCUUCCAACCAGGGAUCUCAAAGGCCCGGUGAUAAACUAUUCUAUAACACUAACGCUCCUAAUAGAGGAACGGUCGAUAAUGUUAUCAGCAACACAACACCGUUGCCACCAUCAGGACCAGACUCCAUAAAAUAACGACCAGGACAAUAUCAGAACCGACCUACUGGUCCAUAUUACGAAACAUCACCUACUGGAGAAACCUACAUUAGACCUGGUUCAAACAAAUCUGGUCAAGUACCUAGUACAACUUAUAGACCAAACUAUAGCUUUGGAGAUAGGACAAGUCCUGUAUUAGUUGAUGGCUCCGGAAGACCGAUUCAAAGUACCACCGCUCCUGGUUUUGACCGGACUCUAAAACCUGUAUACUCAGUAAGACCUAAUGGUGACUUAAAACAAGAUGGAUUCAGUCCAAAUGCAGGGCGUUUUGGAGUGACCUCUGGCCCUGAAACUUCUGGAUAUCAAUCUACUUCAUCACCAAUCGGUGAAGAUUUCAGUGGCCCGAAGCAACCCCAAAGAUUUGAUCCCCAAACUGGAUACCAUUAUAAAUAAACGACUUGUUGACUAUUUAAAGAUUGUAUCAACACGGCUAUUACGAAAUAAAAUGUUAUUUUGA